This is a messenger RNA of Aspergillus melleus, 1959 nucleotides long. RefSeq names its product WD repeat-containing protein (gene mdv1). The record is from RefSeq and is a predicted model, not a curated record. NCBI's taxonomy places the organism in Eukaryota, Fungi, Ascomycota, Eurotiomycetes, Eurotiales, Aspergillaceae. Gene Ontology annotation, molecular function: protein binding. The transcript has 5 exons. The coding region runs from base 1 to 1959 and encodes 652 amino acids.
AUGGACAGACACCGCCGCGAUGAGUCCCCUUCUGGUCUGUCGGACAUUGUCGAACAAGACGGUCUUCUGGGGACCGGCCUGACGACCCGACAUAUCGAAGCUUUCGGCCGGAAAGUCACCACAACCGCCGGCCACUUGAUGGGCCCCAACGGCGAGUCCUCCAGCGGCGGUCACUACCACAAUGCCAUGGCCGACAUCCAGCGCGAGCUCCGACGACCGACCAGCCAGCGCAAAGUCUUCUCCCUGACCCAAACCACCCCGACCGACCUCGUCCGCUCCAAGCUGUCGACCUCCGAAAUCCAGUCGCGUGCCAUCUCCUCCCUCCCCGACGACCUCCUCGCGAACAUCCCCGACGACGCCAGCUCCUACUCCCUUUUCCAGGGCUUCCAGGCCUCGCAGGACGACCAGGAAUACUGCAAAUCGCAUCGACGGCGCUCUUCGAAGGGGAAAAAGCUGCUGAAGGAUGGCGGCGACCGGGCGGCUUUGCCCUCCGCUCCGGGCGACUUGAAGAAGGAGCGCGAGCUGUUGACGCGACGCAUGGAUCUGAUGGGUGUGCGCAAGAAUAUGUGUAGCUCGGAGAUCCAUGAGAUCGACAACAAGAUCGCGAACCUCCAUAAUAUGCGCAAGAUCGUUCUGGAUCGUUUGGCCGGGUUGGAGAUGGAGGAGGCGGAGCUGGAACAUGAAUUGACCGAGAUCGAGAAUAAGCUCGAAGAUACCCAAGAGGAACCGCCCGAAACGCCGGCACAACCGGUGACCCCGGCUUCUGUGGAAGGGAACGAGGGCUCUGUUGCCUCGGAAGACCCGGCGAUGGAUGCAUCGUUUAUGUCGGAAUCGAUCUACCAGAAGAUCCCUUCGCCAAAGAGUGUAAAACAGAGAUCCAUACGGAAACGAUCAAUGCCAAUUCUGCACGAACACUUCGCCCCCGGGUCGCUGAUCAAAGAAAUGCCGGCACACUCCGACAUGGUCACGGCCAUUGAUUUCGAUUAUCCGUUUGGUACUAUGAUCAGCGCAGCCCUAGACGAUACCGUACGGGUUUGGGACCUCAACGUUGGCCGAUGCACCGGAUUUUUGGAGGGACACAACGCCUCAGUUCGGUGUCUACAGCUCGAGGAUAAUAUCGUCGCUACGGGCUCUAUGGAUGCAUCUGUCAAGCUCUGGGAUCUGAGUCGCGCUCGGUCCGUGCCUCGUAAUAACCGUCUGAACCGGGGUGACGAUGACGAGGAUGACGACGGCGCCUCCCAAGCAUCGCACUCCACCACCCUGGAGGAUUGCCAUGUGUUCUCGCUGGACGCGCACGUCGACGAGGUGACUGCCCUCCACUUCCGCGGAAACACGUUGAUCUCGGGUUCUGCGGAUAAGACGCUGCGGCAAUGGGACUUGACCAAGGGCCGAUGCGUUCAAACACUCGACGUCCUAUGGGCGGCGGCCCAGGCGGACUCGCUGGGAGGAGAUACCCAGUGGCGACCGACCGGCCGAGUUCCCGAUGCAUCCGCGGACUUUGUGGGAGCCGUUCAAUGCUUCGACGCGGCGCUGGCGUGUGGUACGGCCGACGGAAUGGUUCGCCUGUGGGAUCUGCGGAGCGGACAGGUGCAUCGGAGUCUCGUGGGCCAUACCGGCCCCGUUACGUGCUUGCAGUUUGACGACGUCCACCUGGUGACGGGAAGCUCGGACCGAAGUAUCAGGAUCUGGGAUCUCCGAACCGGAUCGAUCUACGACGCCUACGCCUACGACCACCCCAUCACCAGCAUGAUGUUCGACUCCAAACGCAUCGUUGCGGCGGCCGGCGAGAAUGUGGUGAAGGUGUACGACAAGGCCGACGGGCAGCACUGGGAUUGCGGUGCCGGCGUGGGCGCCGACGACACGGGACCGUCUCACGCGACGGUCGAUCACGUGCGACUCAAGGAAGGAUUCCUCGUCGAAGGCCGCAAGGACGGCAUCGUCGGUGCUUGGACCUGUUAG